AUGAUGCGAGCGGGGUUUGUGGAGAUGCAGCUCGUGCCGCGCGGCGCGGACCGCGCCCCCAGCCGCAGCUUCUUCACCUGGAGGGUCGACCUCGCGGCCUGCUUCCGCCGCAUCGCGGCCGACGUCUACAGGGCGGGGUGCAACGUCUGGUCGCGCUACGUGCACACGAUGGAGGCCAACGCCGACAUCGUCGCCGCGUCGCGCGCCGCGUACUACGGCGGCGGCUCGAUCAACAUCACGGAGGACGCGCGGCCCCGCAUGGCGCGGCUGCACCGCGUGAACCAGGCGCUGGUCGCGGCGCAGCUGCGGCUGGACGAGCAGGCGGCGCUGUUCUCGGACUUUUCGCACUUUGUGGCGCCGUGA
Molecule: messenger RNA, 363 nt
Organism: Monoraphidium neglectum
Lineage: Eukaryota; Viridiplantae; Chlorophyta; Chlorophyceae; Sphaeropleales; Selenastraceae
Product: DNA-directed RNA polymerase III subunit C3
Exons: 2
Coding region: 1-363 (120 amino acids)
Cellular component (GO): RNA polymerase III complex
Molecular function (GO): single-stranded DNA binding
Source: RefSeq, a predicted model, not a curated record